Oncorhynchus nerka (sockeye salmon) is the source of this 5337-nucleotide messenger RNA. RefSeq names its product solute carrier family 18 member 2 (gene slc18a2). Gene Ontology annotation, molecular function: serotonin:sodium:chloride symporter activity; xenobiotic transmembrane transporter activity. Lineage: Eukaryota; Metazoa; Chordata; Actinopteri; Salmoniformes; Salmonidae. The record is from RefSeq and is a predicted model, not a curated record. Gene Ontology annotation, biological process: aminergic neurotransmitter loading into synaptic vesicle; transmembrane transport; xenobiotic transport. The transcript has 15 exons. Gene Ontology annotation, cellular component: synaptic vesicle membrane; terminal bouton. Bases 264 to 1832 code for a protein of 522 amino acids.
GAUCUUUUGAAGCAGAUGUCCCAAUUUCUACGUUAUUCCACUGGCACAUAAGCAAUGUAUAUUAGUUUCUGCCACUCUGUAUAAGAGCAUUUUAUGCCUUGUGUGAAAUCUAUACAAUUUAUACAAAAUUAACAUUUAUUUAUUUGACAUUUUAACGUGCGUAAUUUGCAAUUAGGUUUCCAGACUGUCACUCUCUGGUGUCCAUAACGUUUGUUCUUUUCAGACCGAAUAUUUUUUCACUUGCUCCUUUGUGGACUCUAAAAAUGGGAAGAUUAGACACACUGAGAGAAUUUAAUUUAUUGUCAUGGAUGAGAGAGGAAAGACAAUCGAGGAAGUUGAUCCUGGUCAUCGUUUUCAUCGCCUUGCUGCUGGAUAAUAUGCUUCUAACGGUGGUCGUCCCCAUCAUCCCUAGCUACCUAUACACAAUUGAUGAUGCAGCAGCCAACAUGGCCAAGAAUCACACUACGGCCUCCCCACACACCCCUUCUGGAACCUUCCAGACCAUCGUGUCCCUCUAUGACAACUCUGUCAGGGUAACCAGCGGGGACCCAAUGGACUCCACACCCAUACCCUUGGGUCAGACGCAGGGGGUCUCUUCUUCCACCUCGGCUCUCACACCCCACAACUCCACACAGCCCGACUGCCCCAAAGCAGACGACCAGCUGCUCAAUGAGAAUGUGAAAGUGGGACUACUCUUUGCCUCCAAGGCCACUGUACAGCUCAUCACCAACCCCUUCAUUGGGCCUCUCACCAACAGAAUAGGAUACCAGAUCCCCAUGUUUGCCGGGUUCUGUAUUAUGUUCCUGUCAACCAUCAUGUUCGCCUUCUCAUCGAGCUACACUCUGCUGUUUCUGGCCAGAUCCAUGCAGGGUGUGGGCUCCUCCUGCUCCUCUGUGGCUGGGAUGGGGAUGCUUGCCAGUGUGUACACAGAUGAUGAAGAGAGGGGAAAUGCCAUUGGGAUAGCCCUCGGUGGUCUCGCCAUGGGUGUGCUGGUGGGCCCACCAUUUGGCAGUGUCAUGUAUGAGUUUGUGGGGAAAACGGCACCUUUCCUCAUUCUGGCUGUUCUGGCUGUGCUGGAUGGAGCACUGCAACUGUUCAUUCUCCAGCCCUCAAAGGUGGAACCAGAGAGCCAGAAAGGGUCUUCGCUAUGGAGUCUUAUGAAAGAUCCAUACAUACUCAUUGCUGCAGGAUCCAUUUGUUUUGCGAACAUGGCCAUCGCCAUGUUAGAACCAGCGUUGCCUAUUUGGAUGAUGGAGACCAUGUGUCCAAGAAAAUGGCAGCUAGGCAUUGCCUUCGUGCCAGCCAGCAUCUCUUACCUUAUUGGAACCAACAUCUUUGGCGUCCUCGCACACAAGAUGGGGAGAUGGCUGUGCGCUCUCAUCGGGAUGGUCCUCGUGGGGGUUAGCAUCCUCUGUGUUCCUUUUGCUAAGGACAUCUACGGACUAAUACUUCCGAAUUUCGGUGUUGGUUUUGCAAUUGGCAUGGUGGAUUCCUCUAUGAUGCCAAUCAUGGGCUACUUAGUGGACCUGAGACACGUGUCAGUCUAUGGCACUGUGUACGCCAUAGCUGAUGUGGCAUUCUGCAUGGGCUUUGCUUUAGGUCCGUCCGCUGGGGGCGCCAUAGCGAAGAGCAUUGGGUUCUCCUGGCUCAUGACCAUCAUUGGCGUCGUGGACAUCCUCUUCGCUCCCCUCUGUUACUUCCUCAGGAGUCCUCCUGGGAGGGAGGAGAAAAUGGCCAUCUUGAUGGACUCCAACUGUGCAAUGAAGACCCGAUCAUACUCAACACAAGGGAACACAGAGUACGAAGAGAUGGAGACAGAGUAUGAUGAGUAGUAAUGGACACCAGACAGGUAUGUUACCUUCCAGAGGAUCUAUUUUGUUGUACAAAAACAGAGAUAAAAAUUGAAAAUACAAAAAAACAAACAGCAAAGCUGUUUCGAUGUGAAUGUCCUCCGUGCGGUCGGUCUUCACUGUUCUAUGUCAUUGUGAUCGUACGACUGGAGCAAACCAAAGUUGUUCUCAUCCCCCUGUGGUCACAAGCACUUUGCUUGUGUUUAUUUUUAGCCAACAGCCUUAUCCAAUGGAAGUGGAACACAUGUCAAAACAGGGUUUUCAUAGGCCGUAAUAGUAGAAUGUUGUGAGUCAUAUUUACUGGAUAGUUCAGCUGACAGUGAUCUUAUAGAUCACCAAAUUGUGUACUGUAGGUUAGCAAGGAGUACAAACCUGUCUUAAUAAUUCACCUUUUGCCCAUUAACAGUCUUCAUCAACAUAUCUAAUACAGAAAUAUAAAACAAAUGGGGGUGGAGAGUUACUUCUAUCUGUGUAGAAACUGACUUUGGAUCAGAUUCAACAUCUCGAACAAGGCACUAUGAGAACACCGCUUUAGUGUUUGUCAUUCUAUUUGUUGAUUAUAAUUAUAUUAUGAUGAGAUGGUAAAUGAUUUAGAUAUAAAGUAUUACUUAGUCUAUACAAGUUACUCAAUACAUUUGGAAUGAGAAUUUGUUAACUGCUUUGGACAAGGCAAAUCACAAUGUAUGGGUUACAUUUUACCUUGAAAUUGGCCUUUUUUUCAUUGAUCCUACAAACAUGUUUUUACGUUGACAUUCGAAUUGAGGAAAUACCUGAACUGAAACCUUUGAAGUCAUAGAAAGUUAUAUCCCCAGAAUCCAGUGUUGUCCUGGGUUGACUGCUUAUGGCUAUUUGCAUGGUAUACCACAUAAAAAACACAGCAUCACUCCAAUAUCAUCCUCAGUUUCACCUUCCACAUAAAAAACACAGCAUCACUCCAAUAUCAUCCUCAGUUUCACCUUCCACAUAAAAAACACAGCAUCACUCCAAUAUCAUCCUCAGUUUCACCUUCCACAUAAAAAACACAGCAUCACUCCAAUAUCAUCCUCAGUUUCACCUUCCACAUAAAAAAAUGGUUAAUGAAAGACAUUUUCACUGUAAAUAAUACCUCAGCUCAUAAAAAACAUAUUUUGCUUUUUUUAUUUGUACAUUUUGGAGCCAUUUGAAUGUGUGGAAAUGUAAGACUUAUAUUUGAGUGAUUUUUGAAUACAGGUAAUAGAAUUUGAUCUUUCUGUUUACCCUCAGCUCCAUUUACAGACAAUUGGAAACAUAUAUCUUAUAGGCUUUUCUUAGUGUGUUUGUGUCAAUACAAUGUUUAGGUAGAUGAUGUGUAACUAAGAUUCUUUUAACUUUCCCUAUUGAUAUGACAAGCCAUAAAAUAUACUAAAAUAUAUAUAUAUAGUAAACACAUACGGACACAGCUUUAGUUAGUUGUCUCUGUUUAAACAUCACCUUAAGGAGAGGAGAAAUUCCAUAAGCACUUUAUCAGAGUCUAGAUAUCCACACCAUUUAACUCCAAGGACAGUUCUAGUAUGUUAAUGUUGGUUUAGCAGAGAGAGAAUAUUGAGGUGAUCAGUCUGUUUGGUCAUGUUGUCUGUUAGUAAGAAAACACUCUCAAUGUUUUAUCAAAGAUACAUGCACUGAUUAUUAUUGUGUUUUACGUACACUUUCCCAGUAGUGUUAAUUCCUAAAAUAAGUAGAAACUCAAUGUAUUUUCAAGCACUAAGGUUCAAUUUUAGGUCCCAAUCUUUACCAAUUUUAAUCUUAGAUAAACUAAUCCCUUGAGAGCAUUAACUUUAUUAUAUGUAUGUGAAUUUAUUGAUCACUUCCAGGUCAUCAAAAAGUAGACCCUUUUUCUAGCUGUUUAACACACAAUACAGAAAGCACAGCAUACAUUGUUUCCAAAAUGAAAUAAGAGUUUAUUAUAUUGUCCAGCAGUGCAUGCACAUACACUGAGUAUACCAAAUAUUAGGAACAUCUUCCCCCUUUGCCCUCAGAACAGCUUCAAUUCGUCUGGGCAUGGACUCAACAAGGUGUCGAAAGCUUUCCACAGGGAUGCUGGCCCUUGUUGACUCCAAUGCUUCCCACAGUUGUGUCAAGUUGGCUGGAUGUUGUUUGGGUGGUGGGCCAUCCUUGAUACACAAUGGAAACUGUUGAGCGUGAAAAACCCAGUAGCGUUACAGUUCUUGACACAAACUGGUGUGCCUGGCACCUACUACCAUACCCUGUUCAAAGUCACUUCAAUCUUUUGUCUUGCCCAUUCACCCUCUGAAUGGUACACUUGCACAAUACAUGUCUCAAGGAUUUUAAAAAUAGUCCUUAUUGAACCGGUCUCCUCCCCUUCAUCUCCACUGAUUGAAGUGGAUUUAACAAGUGACAUCAAUAAGGGAUCAUAACUUUCACCUGGAUUCAUCUGGUCAGUCUGUCACAGAAAGAGCAGGUGUUCUUAAUGUUUUGUAUACUCAGUAUACAUACACACUUAAGUCUGAGGAUUUGAUUGGCUGACUGGGCCCUGGCCUGCACAUGUCAUUAGUGAAUUUUGUGUGCAGUCAGUCACCAGUAUUAAUCCACAACACAGGGCCAUGAAGGCCCCCCUUUCCCCACCCCCUCUCCUCUCCUAUUUGUCCUGAAGCAGAAAAUGAAAAUAGACUCAUCCACUAUUCUGCUUUUUGUCAAAAUCAUGGUGAUCUAACAGAAAAAGCCAGGCAUACAAAGCACAGCUAAUAACUGUCAAAUAUAUAUAUAAUUGUUUGGUAAAGUGCAUUUAUUACAAACCAUUAUUUGGUUCUUCAAGCAAAUCUGACAUCUAGAUAUCCUGGAAAUAUGUAAAAAUCUUUGAAAAUACUUUAAUGCCCUUGCCACAGAAAAGCACAAUAACCCAUAUUCAAAAUGUCAAAUAAGAUUUCAUUUUGAAGUAUAUGGACUGUUUUGCCGAACCCUGGGUUUGCUGGAUUGCAGGUCUGUUUGAAUGGACACUCGAAUGAGUUUCAUUGUAUAUUAAUGAUAUAAGCAAAAUUGUCUGUGGUGGAGUUGACAGAGAUAAUUACCUGAUAACGUCAAUAUUAAUUUCAUUAUUUUCUAAAAUGUAUAUUUAAAUUCGCCGCACCCUUAAUGAAAAUAUUUUUAUGUCAAGAUGGCUACUAUUCUGAGAGGUUGUCGUUAUUUUGCAAUACAUUGUUGGGUCAUGUAGGUUACAUAAUUGAUUAUAUAUUGUGGAGAUUAAUAUAUUUUGUUGUCAUUUGUUUAGGUGCGAAAUGUAUUGCACACAUGCACAAAAAUGUGUGUGUGCUCAUGUUGGUGUGUGUGCCUUCUGACAUGUAUGUCAUUGGUUUGUGUGUAUAUCAAAUACUUACUAACUGGUACAAAAAAACUAAUGUUGACAUUUUAUCAUCUGGAAUGGUUGUUUACGUGUAAAGUGUGCUGAUUGUGUAAUAUAUGUUGAUACUCAGUGGGGAUGGGAAACAAAAAUAAAUGUUGUAUACUCUGAAAA